CAUUCUGUUCCGGAAUCGGUGAAAGUACUUAAUAUCAACUACUUAAAUAAUCCAGCUACAGCAUUUUGGCCGACGACUUUGGAUUUAAUCUGCCCCCUGGAGGCGGAAUUGUUUUAAGAGAGCGCAACUCAGCGAUAAUGAGCCAACAACGUCGCUACUUGGUUAAGCAGCUCAUCAAGUCGGCCAAUGUGGUUUUGGUGGGACUGUUGGUCUACAACUUGUGGCGUCACAAAUGGACCAAAGUGAAUUUCAAUCAGCAUCGGUUUUGAUUGAUUUUAGC
Messenger RNA from Drosophila simulans, 280 nucleotides. RefSeq lists its product as uncharacterized. NCBI's taxonomy places the organism in Eukaryota, Metazoa, Arthropoda, Insecta, Diptera, Drosophilidae. The transcript has 2 exons. The record is from RefSeq and is a predicted model, not a curated record. Bases 138 to 269 code for a protein of 43 amino acids.